UCCUUGAAGAAGAUACACAGAAAUUCAUUUAUUGUUAUAAUUGUUAUAAAUAAUUAUGCUAACAAUAUAAUGCAAAUUAUUUAGUUAUAAGCAAACACCAUGGCGUUCUUAGAGUGGCGUCGUUUUACAUUUUUUGAUGUACACAGAAAAAUUGACAAUGGAAAAGUGGCAGAAAAUUUACAAGAUACAACAAUAACAGCAACCACAAGUGGCAACUCUCAUGUGGUGCUGUGUGACAGCACUGGCUGGACCCACCUGGUGUCCCGCUCCUGGAAUAUCACUUUCUUCAAAGCAUAUGAACUCAGGGUCACACUCGCCCAGCAGUUACCUCAUGACCCAUUGUUGGUCACUAUUGGGGAAGAUGAAGCGGGCGCGCCGCUGGUGAAAGUAUGGGACUGGUCACGCCGCGAUCGACACGACAACCCGACAUGCGUGCGAGUGUCGCGCGCCGUGCCCUCGCACAUGCGCGCCACGCCCGCCACCGCGCUCGCCGUUCACGACAACAAGAACCUGCUUGCUGUGGGUUUCCAAGAUGGUUCAGUAACGUUAUACCGAGGGGACAUAGCCCGUCAGCGCUCCGGAAAGAUGAAGACUCUCAUGGACUCUGGAACCAGCCCUAUCACCGGCCUCGCCUUCAGUGGCGCAGACAAACUGUUUGUGGUGUCUCGUGCCAGUGUGUUGGUGUACUGGCUGGGCACAGAGCGCUGCGUGACAUUAGACAGCAAGGGAGCGUUGGCAGGCUGCUCGGUACACGACAGGCACCGUCUCACCGUGGCCACGGACGACGCAAUAUUCUGCUACACGAGCGAAGGGCGUGGUCCAUGCUACGCCAUAGAAGGCGAGAAGGUCCGUCUGGACUGGUUCCACAGCUACCUUGUCAUCACGACCAUCGCGGCCAAGCACGGCGCCGCACCGGCACACCGGCUCACUAUACUGGAUAUACAGAACAAGUUUAUUGUGUUCGAGAAGACUUUCGAAGAAAUCGAAGCCGUCCUAACAGAAUGGGGUUCAUUCUACAUCCUUACGAAAAACAAGGAGAUGAUAUACCUGGCAGAGAAAGACCUGCACUCGAAACUGUGGCUGCUGUUCAAAAAGAACCUCUAUGACGUGGCGAUAAGGAUAGCGAGCGGCCAGCAAUACGAUGCGGUGGGGCUGACGGAGAUAUACAAGCAGUAUGGGGACCAUUUGUAUGGAAAGGGUGAUCUAAAAGGUGCUAUCGAACAAUAUAUCAAGACGAUAGGCUGGCUAGAAACCUCAUACGUCAUCCGGAAGUACUUGGAAUCCCGUCACUUGGAACCUCUAGUGUUAUACUUAGAAGAGUUGCAUAAGAAAGGUGGUGCUACGGAAGACCAUACGACUCUGUUGCUGACUUGUUACGUCAAAUUGGACCAGCAUGAUCAGCAGGGGAAGUUGAAGGAGUUCAUCAAUUCCAAGGACAAGAUUAUUGAGUUCGAUGUCGAUGUGGCUAUUAAGGUAGUCCGCCAAGUCAGCAUCGAGGACGCCCUCACCCUCGCGGCCAACCACAAGCGCCACGACUGGUACCUCAAACUCAUGAUAGAAGACAAGAAAGCAUACAGCGAGGCACUGCACUACCUCUCAGACUUGGAGUUUGACGACGCCGACGCGUAUAUGAAGAAAUACGGCUUGAAGCUGAUACAGCAUCUGCCUGAAGAAAGCACCGAGUUUCUUAUCACACUGUGCACGGACUACAAACCCCGCAACAAACCCCUAGUCGACGAGGCAGCCCUAACCGGCGGCUACAAAGAACCCGAGCGCGCCAACCCUGACGACUACAUACACAUGUUUCUGUCCAACUCGGAGCAGCUCAUACACUUCCUCGAGCACAUGACGAAGGCGGAGUCUCAGAGCUCUACGCUCGUCUAUAAUGCGCUUAUAGAACAUUAUAUACAUGUGUGGGCUAAGUUCCCCGCCGACAAGAAGGCAGAAUACGAAGAGAAAAUUAUGAAGGUGCUACAAGACCCCGUGGCCAACUACGACAAAGACCAGACGUUGGUCAUCUGCCAGAUGCUGGGCUUCCGAUCUGGCAUGCUGUAUCUGUACGAGGAGAAUAAACUAUGGCGCGCACAAGUGGCGCUGCACAUGCGCGCAGGCAUGCCGGAGCGCGCGCUGGACGUGUGUCGCCGCCGCGGUGGCGCCGCGCCGCGACUGUGGCUGGAGGUUCUGUGGUGGCCCGUGCGAGCCGCGCCCAAGCCCGCCCCCACACCAAUACUGCCCGAGCUACUACAUGUCAUUGCCACGGAGAAACUUUUAUCUCCGAUUCUAGUCAUCGAUUGUCUAGCAAACGUGCCUUCAUACACUCUUGGAGAUGUCCGCAAGUACCUGACAGACGUGCUGAAAUCCGAAGACGACGUAAUAACCCGCGAGCAAGAGCUCGCUGCCAAGUACAAGGGGGAGAGCGAGCGAAUGAAGGCCCAGAUCCACACACUGCAACACGAGCCAGUUCCCUUCCAGAGCUCCAAGUGUGCUGCUUGCAACCGUCCGUUAGAACUACCUAGCGUUCACUUCCUGUGUCAGCAUUCCUUCCACCAACACUGUUUCCAAAGCUACUCCGAGUCGGAGCGCGACUGCCCCGCCUGCGACAAGCGCACGCGCCGCGAGCCGCCGCCUCCAGCUGCUGAAAGUUUACACGCCAGGCUGCACCAGGAACAUGACCCCUACGCAGUGGUAUCAGAGUACUACGGGCGCGGGUUAUUCAACAAGCUGACCGUUAUAACGGACGCCCAGGAGCCGGCGGCGCCCCGGCCCGGGCCCCCCGCCCCCGCAACCCCCGCCCCCGCCGGCUACGGGCCCGGCGCCGAGGCUAAACUCAGGCUACAGGAGGGACAGAGCAAGCAAGUAUUCGUAUCAAACGCCACCAAGCAAGUGGCACCGAAAGGAACCUCCGUGAUCCCAGUACCAGAAGGCCGCAUGCGCCUCAUAGAACAACAGCAAUACAGCUCCAGUCUAGAAGCCAACAUUUCCCGACUAGAGCCCAGAGUCCACAACCCCACCAAAACCUCCCCCCUAGCCUCGCCUAUGCCUAACAGAAAAAUGGGACCGAAAAGCCUAGGACAGUCUCCAAAAAUAUCAUCAGCUAUCAGUAAUGGAGCAAACAGAAACCCGUUCGAGGAAACGUACGAUGACACGAAAAACCCGUUCGCUGAUGAUGAGAAUGACCCCACGAACCCGUUUGGGGAGGAUGACGAUUAUGACAAAAAUCUGAACCCGUUCUCGUGAGGUUAGUUGGAUUGUGAUCUCAGUACUUUUAGGAAACUAGAACUCGCUCUGAGACCUUGGUGAAUGGUGUACUAACGAAUUUUGCCUUGGUUAAAAGUAUUCAC
This is a messenger RNA of Cydia amplana, 3341 nucleotides long. It is a transcript of the gene Vps11, whose product is annotated as vacuolar protein sorting-associated protein 11 homolog. The record is from RefSeq and is a predicted model, not a curated record. Bases 100 to 3237 code for a protein of 1045 amino acids. Gene Ontology annotation, molecular function: protein binding; protein-macromolecule adaptor activity. The transcript is spliced from 19 exons. NCBI's taxonomy places the organism in Eukaryota, Metazoa, Arthropoda, Insecta, Lepidoptera, Tortricidae. Gene Ontology annotation, cellular component: HOPS complex; endosome. Gene Ontology annotation, biological process: organelle fusion; vesicle-mediated transport; vacuole organization.